Aspergillus ruber CBS 135680 is the source of this 1378-nucleotide messenger RNA. Its product is annotated as D-mandelate dehydrogenase-like dehydrogenase. Bases 309 to 1322 code for a protein of 337 amino acids. Gene Ontology annotation, cellular component: cytosol. The record is from RefSeq and is a predicted model, not a curated record. Lineage: Eukaryota; Fungi; Ascomycota; Eurotiomycetes; Eurotiales; Aspergillaceae. Gene Ontology annotation, molecular function: hydroxypyruvate reductase [NAD(P)H] activity; glyoxylate reductase (NADPH) activity; NAD binding. The transcript is spliced from 6 exons.
AAUGGACAGGCGUAGAGUAAUUGUAAAUAGAGGGCCAUUAUUGGGAUAAUCUGUUAUACUAGCUCGAAUAGGCAGGCAUAACAAUUGCUGUAUUAGUAUUUAGGUGAACGGAACUGAUAAACUCGCUGUAGUAUGGAAAUUGAAGUAUCAAGUUGGUCAUCGAUGCCGUAAAAACUCCCGUCUAGGAGAUACCCCGAGUUGCUUCAUCUUUUAUUUCUUUCGAUUCUUCAAUUACAUUGCUAUACCUUGUGUAUACUUGUACAUUCUUGUUCUUUGUCUACACAACCUCGAUCUCUUGACAUCAUAUCAUGGCUUCUGCUGCUCUGUUAAUCGGUGCUAUCACGCACGCCCGCAAGGAAUGGGAGGAUCUGUCGUCGUUCUUGACGCUCAAGGAAUUCCCCUCUGGCACCCGGGAGGACUUCAUCCAAAACUGCAAGAAUGGCGAUUAUGAUGAUGUAGUUGCCAUCUAUCGAUCCAAUGCCUCGACCAAGUUUACGGGCCCUUUCAACGCAGAGAUGCUGUCCGUGCUGCCAUCAUCAUUAAAGUACAUCUGCCAUAACGGAGCAGGUUAUGACAAUGUUGAUGUUGAUGCUUGUACGCAGAAAGGAAUCGCCGUGUCCAGUACCCCUGUAGCCGUCAACAAUGCCACGGCUGACGUUGGCAUUUUCUUGAUGAUCGGGGCUCUGCGACAGGCAUACGUGCCGUUGACUUCAAUUAGAGAGGGCCAAUGGCUCGGAAAGUCUACGCUCGGUCGUGACCCCCAGGGCAAGGUCCUUGGAAUUCUCGGUAUGGGCGGUAUUGGAAGGGAAAUGGCAAACCGCGCCAAAGCCUUCGGGAUGAAUAUCCAGUAUCAUAACCGUUCGCGGUUGUCGCCUGAGCUCGAGGGGGAUUCGACCUACGUGUCGUUUGAUGAAUUGCUGGCUACUUCCGAUGUGCUGAGCUUGAACCUGGCUCUGAACGAGUCGACCCGGCAUAUCAUCGGGGAGAAGGAGUUCGGUAAGAUGAAGGACGGGAUCGUUAUCGUUAACACGGCCCGUGGGGCUUUGAUCAACGAGAAGGCUUUGGUUGCUGCGGUGGAUUCUGGGAAGGUUUUGUCGGCUGGUCUGGAUGUGUAUGAGAAUGAGCCCGUGGUGGAAUCCGGGCUUAUCAAUAACCCCCGUGUAAUGCUGCUUCCGCACAUUGGUACCAUGACCUAUGAGACGCAGAAGGACAUGGAGCUGCUGGUAUUGAACAAUCUGCGUUCGGCGGUUGAGAAGGGAAAGAUGAUCACGUUAGUUCCGGAGCAGAAAAGCGCCUUUCAGGGUAUGAAUGGGACAUCGUAAGCAUAAUUGCAAUAAAUAGACCUAGAAAUAAGAAUGUUAAAUGAAUUGUUCGAGAA